AUGCUGAAACGAAAAUGGAACAACAAGCAAUACUGUGGCGAUGUGGAAUCGGAUCCAUUCGACUACGUCUACCGGGGUAGUGUGUUUGAUCCUUUUAAAGAAUCGAAUAAGGUGCCAACGGUGAAAGAACAUACGUACAAUAGCGCAACUAUCGAUACGGAAGAUCUCAUCGAGGACAUUCAGAUGCCCGCCCAUCGGCUAACGGCUAAAGUGCGUCAACAGUACCUAUAUUAUUUGGAUAGGGUACUGCGUAAGAAUUAUCACACAUGGUUAGCAUCAUACAGCAGCAACCACAACGAUGAUCCGUUCACCGAUGAUGAGCUGCGACAGUGUGCCGAAACUAUUGAGAUGCGAGCGGUACAAUCUUGUAUGAUUACAUCUCUUUAUCGUAAUUAUAUUCUGCAGAAGCUUGGAGAAAUUCGUAAACAAACGGUCCUCGGACUGAUCCAUCCCAAUCUGACUGAUGUAAAGUUUAAGCCUGCUGUCGUGAAAAGGGAACAGUGUCACGUCGGUGUACAGACUGAAGCAAACAUAGCCCUCACCACUUUGAGUGUACCUACUGGAGACACACCAUUAGCGAAUGUUCCCCAGAUAAGUUUAGAAGAAAAAAUGCAACUAUUUCAACGUAAUAACAUCAUAGCAGAAAAAUCGUUGUACCUUGAGCUUUCUGGUGAUGGGAAUGUGUCGUCCGAGUGCACCACCUAUCCAGUACAAAAAUCGAAAGAAAUGCCACAAACGAUGGAUUCGGUUGAAGCAACAGUGGAAAGUAAACGGCCCCGUAAUGAGGCAAUGGAUGAUGAAAUUCUCAAGGAAUUGCAAGCAAUGUUUGAACCGUCGGACGAGGAAGCGACCAUAUUCGGGUGGUGCGCAGAUCAAGAGCGUUCGAGAAUGGUUGCAAACGAAAGGGAAACUAUUGAACCACUUCUAGGGGGAUCGCAUACAACAGGCACACAUUUCGUACGACCUUCGAGUCCCAAAAUCGAUCGAACGGUAUUACACCCAGCAGCAGUAACAUCAUCCGGGCCACAAGAUUUACGCUGCAGUAUGUGGCCUUGCGAAUUGCACAUGCAGCGAAUGAAAUUGCGCAAUUUGUUGGUAAAAAUAGCGGAAGAUAACUACCGUCGGUAUGAGCGGCUUGUGCAGAACCAGUUCGUGGCACUGUUUGGAGAAGACGAUGGAGAAGAGCAAGAUCUGGGUCCGUACAGUCCCACGAUUGAGCUGAACGAAGAGCUGGUGUCUAGCUGCCGGCAGCGUAUUGCCAAAUGGGUCGUGCAGGCCCUGAUGCGUCCCUUAAACGAUGGACUUAUAGCAAACAGAUUUCUCUUCAAGAAGUUGGCCAAGCGAUUAGCCGAUGGUAUAAUCUACUUGAACCAAUAUCCUGACAAAAAAUUCAUCCGGAACUACGUAAACGACUACUUUUGUUCACACUCGCAAAUACAAAGUAUCGAAGAUAUAACCUAA
Molecule: messenger RNA, 1461 nt
Organism: Anopheles marshallii
Lineage: Eukaryota; Metazoa; Arthropoda; Insecta; Diptera; Culicidae
Exons: 5
Coding region: 1-1461 (486 amino acids)
Source: RefSeq, a predicted model, not a curated record